Arachis ipaensis is the source of this 1509-nucleotide messenger RNA. The record is from RefSeq and is a predicted model, not a curated record. NCBI's taxonomy places the organism in Eukaryota, Viridiplantae, Streptophyta, Magnoliopsida, Fabales, Fabaceae.
UUGUGGUCUUAGUGAACAGAAACAAACUAAAGUCUCUGUCUCUUGAAUUAUCUUAGUGAACAGAAACAAACAAGUUAUUCAUAAUUCCAUAUGCUUAGAAGUGGUCAUGCUUCCUAAAACUUUUGUGGUGUUUUGGAUUCUGAUGAUUCUUAUCCUAACACCAAAUCAUAAAAUGGAACCAAAAGGAUAUGCACACUCAAUAUUUCACAUACUUUAGACUUGUGUUCUUCUAAGUAGUGUAGUCAGUAGAAGUAGUGCAUAAUGUGGCAAAAUUGCCGGUGCAUCCAUAGCUAGUUUUCUUCUUGUAUCUCCGGCCUUCGGCUUUUAAGUGUCAUGUUUUGGAUGGAUCUAACAUGUGCCAUGUACUUUGUUUCGACUUGAACAGCCAAAAGGUGCUUGGAGCAAGAAAAGAUGGCGCGCCACUUCCUCUGGUAAACAAAACUAUGAUGUACUUAUCAAGGCCACACUCUGGAGAUUUUGCAAGUUAUGAGAGGCUCUAUGGUACUUCAGACUUUAUAUAACUACAACAAAGUACUGUGUACAUUGAAGUUUAUGGAUUGAUGUUUUGUGCAGAGUUCUUCAUACACUGGAUCUCUCCAUAACUAAAAUUUGGAUCUCUCCAUAACUAAGAUAUGUGUUUACUACUAUAUUUUAAUUUUAGAUUAAAGUGCUAAUGACUUAAAACUAUUUUUUUAGUUUCCUAACUUGUCAAUUCUUUAUAAAAUUAUCAGUUGGUUACCUUUUCCUGCUGGUUCUCAGAAGAUUACAGAGAUUAUCAAGAACCGAUAUGAUAAACCGUACAAAAAGUUUGGAGAUGUCCCUCUUCCGACAAAGAAACUUUGGUUUAAGGAGUGGAAGUAACGGUGAGCAGCUCAACGACAGUGGUUCUCUAUGGCACUGUGCUUCUCGACGACGCUGGUCCUCCACGGCAUUGCACUUCUCGACAACGCUGGUCCUCUACAGUGCUAAGCUUCUCAACGAUUCUGGUCCUCUACGGCGCUAUGCUUUUCGACGAAUCUGGUCCUCCAUGGUGUUGCACUUCUCGAUGAUUAUGCUCCUCUACGGCGCUGCACUUCUCGACGACGUUGGUCACAAUCUUUGUUUUCUUCCUCUCUGACAUUUGCUCUCUUUGUUUACUUUCAAGUUUUUGUGUUGUUUUUUCAUUCACUCUUGUUGAUUUCGGCAUGGAUCUAUGGUUUUCACUAUCAAUUUCAGUUAUAAUGUUCCAUUCAUAAUCCAUUACCACACAUGCUUUUAUGUUUUGGUAGUUAGUAUAUUCAGUUAUUGUGUACAUUGUAGUUUCGAUUUGAUAUAUUAUUGCUUCUUAAAUUUAUCUAAAAUUAGAUUUAGGUAAAGAAAUGGACUGAAAUUGAAUAGUGUAAUGUUGUUGUUAUUAUGCCAAUUCAUUCAUAGUAAGGUUGAAGGUAUAAUAUUUUGCAUAGAUUUUGUUCUAUUCUAAUUUAUAUGGGUUGUAUAUUAAGAAAACAUUCAUAUUUAUGAUUUUUAAUA